Alnus glutinosa is the source of this 1256-nucleotide messenger RNA. RefSeq lists its product as uncharacterized. The record is from RefSeq and is a predicted model, not a curated record. The transcript is spliced from 4 exons. Bases 152 to 994 code for a protein of 280 amino acids. Gene Ontology annotation, molecular function: protein binding. Gene Ontology annotation, biological process: regulation of flower development. Gene Ontology annotation, cellular component: nucleus. NCBI's taxonomy places the organism in Eukaryota, Viridiplantae, Streptophyta, Magnoliopsida, Fagales, Betulaceae.
CCUGAAUGAAAGCCAACAAUUGAACAAACCAACAACUUUUGGCUGCUCUGGUUUACUGUCCCUGCUUCUGUUACUCUGUUUUUCUUGGAGGAAGUGAUAAACUUUCUAUACAAAAUCUCUCCUUCUCUUUGAAGCUUAAAGUGCUGGAGAAAUGUAUGCAGAUACUGGGAUUGUGUGCCCUUAUUUUCAGAAUUUCUAUCAGGAAGUUCAUCAACUUGAGGAGUACUGUAAAACCCAGAAGCCCAACGCUUCAAUGGGCAACCUGGUUCAUGAUGCCAUAUCAGAAUAUGACCUGGGAGGAGAAGGGGAUCUAUUCAAAGCUCCGGAACCCAUCAUUGAAGAACCAGUUGUGAGCCUUGAUCCCAUGACAGCAGCCAUCUCAAUGAUAUCUUGUGGGGAAGAUGUUAUCUCCACCCAAGGACUCAAGGUUGCAGGCAUUGAAUCACUCCAAAGUGAGCCGCUUUUGAGUGAUGUUUUCUAUGAGUGCAGGAAAGAUCUCUUGGAAAAAGCAGGAAUAGAAGCACCUCUCUCGGAAGUCCUUGGUAUGAAGAUUCCUCUUUCGGGGACUGCUGAAAACCAAAUUCAAGAAAACAAACCACUUCCUGAUGUACCAUUUCAGAAAAGUGUCAGCUCAGAAUGUUUAAGCUCAAUGGAUUGGAUGCAUGGAGUUGCAGUGAAACCAAAUUUCCUGGAUUUUCCUGGGAUGGAUUUUGGUGCAGUUUACGGGAUGCGGAGAGCAUUUAGUGAAGGAGACAUUAAGACUCUUGGUAAUGGCAUGAGCCUCAUCCAUUCUCCCCCUGAUCGUCCAUUGAUCAUCAGCAACUCCACUACUGAAGAGCGCCGGGAAAAGCUCUCCAGAUACAGGAAUAAGAAGACAAAGAGGAACUUUGGCAGGAAAAUCAAGUAUGCUUGCAGGAAGGCUCUUGCUGACAAUCAACCAAGGAUCCGUGGAAGGUUUGCAAAGACUGAAGAAUCUGAUGUCAAGAGGCAAUAACUGUUUAACUGAUUCAGUACAAGGAAGCGCAGAGAAGAAGCUAGAUUCAAUGAAGUAAUGAAAGAGAUAGCUUAAGCCUGGAAAAUAGACUUGGACUCGGUGGAAAGUUUGAAUAGGUAUCGCUUAAUAAACCAGACCCCUACUACUUCCUAGACCUGAUCUCUUUAUUUGUAGUAAUAACUGCCAUGUAGACUGAGAUGCACGAGUGGAGUUGUACAUAAGGUUUGCUAAUAAAAGGGGAAGCAGAAAUUCUACUUGUUCA